GUGCUCCAGCACUGACACCCGGUCCAUCAGUGUGGACGAGACAGAGACACCCUGAGUGCAUUUAAGCCUCACAUCGGUGCUCCUCCAUUCCGCAUGUAGACACACGAAGGACAGGAACAACAUUCCUUGGUUGGCUUUUCUUGGAAUAUCCAGUCUUGAUGCUUUAGAUUGAACCUUAAAACCGGGAGUCAGUGUUCAUUCAUUUGUUACCAUUCCAUCAAGAAAGGACACAAUGACAGGAUUUAUGUCUUUUUUCAUUCUUUUUUUGGCAAUUCUUGCGUCUUGUUCCGGCAGCAAGUUAAAUGUGCCACGCCUCAGACUCUCCUAUAAAGACUUGCUGUCCACCAACAGGUCGUCUAUCUUCAGCGGACAUCAUGGACAACUGUCGCUGUCCGCCGUGUAUCUGGAUGAGUACCGUGACCGUCUCUUCCUGGGGGGCCAAGACGUCUUGUACUCUCUUCUGCUGGGACCCACCAGGAGCGAGUCCAAAGAGAUCUACUGGCCCCCGUUACCCGGCAACAGAGAGGACUGCAUUCAAAGGGGGAAAGAACCACAGACGGAAUGUGCCAACUUUGUGCGCCUCCUGCAGCCGUACAACCGCACUCACCUCCUGGCUUGCGGCACUGGAGCCUUCCACCCCAUGUGUAGCUUCAUCUAUGUGGGACACAGAGGAGAGCAUGUCUUCACCAUGGACCCUAAGAACGUGGAGAGCGGACGAGGGAAGGUCCCUCAUGACCCCAGCCACCCAUUUGCAAGCACCUUCAGCGGCGGGGAGUUGUUUACAGGACUAACGGCAGACUUCUUAGGACGAGACUCUGUGAUCUUCAGAAGCAUGGGAGGUCGCUCCACCAUGAGGACGGAAACCGACCAUAAAAUCCUCCAUGACCCCAAGUUCGUUGCGGCUCACCUCAUCCCAGACAAUGACGACAGAGACAACGACAAAGUGUACUUCUUCUUCACGGAGAAGGCAACCGAGGCGGGCGACAGGGAGGAGACUAUUCACACACGUGUCGGACGAGUGUGUGUGAAUGACGUCGGAGGACAGAGGGUUCUGGUCAACAAGUGGAGCACCUUCAUCAAAGCCAGACUGGUUUGUUCUGUGCCGGGACCUCACGGCAUCGAUACACACUUCAACCAACUGGAGGAUGUUUUCUUGCUAAGGACCAAGGACGAGAGAAACCCGGAUAUUUAUGCAAUCUUUAGUACUAUCAGUAACGUAUUCCAGGGUUUCGCCGUAUGCGUCUAUCGCAUGGCUGACAUCAGAGAGGCCUUUAAUGGACCGUUUGCUCAUAAAGAAAGUCCGGACUACCAAUGGGGGCCCUAUGAGGGACGCGUCCCUUACCCAAGACCAGGAGUGUGUCCUAGCAAAAUCACCAACCAACCCGGAAGAGAAUUCGGCAGCACCAAAGACUUCCCCGACUCCGUGCUCCAGUUUGCUCGUAGCCACCCGCUCAUGUGGCGCCCGGUGCACCCCGCUUUACGGCAACCCGUCCUCGUUAAGGCUAAUAUUCCUUACAAGCUCAAACAAAUCGUGGUGGACCGCGUUGAAGCCGAGGAUGGGCAUUAUGACAUCAUGUUCAUCAGCACAGACAUUGGCAGCGUGUUGAAGGUCAUUGCUUUGCACGGUGGAAACAGCCUGGAAACAGAAGAGGUCACACUGGAGGAGCUUCAAGUCUUUAAAGUGCCAACGUCAAUUACAUCACUGGACAUAUCCGUCAAAAGACAAGCCCUGUAUGUGGGCUCCCCAGCAGGCGUGGCCCAGGUUAAGUUGCAUCGUUGUGAGACUUACGGGAAGGCGUGCGCCGAGUGCUGCUUGGCCAGAGAUCCUUACUGCGCCUGGGAUGGCUCGUCCUGUGCUCGAUACGUACCCAACAGUAAACGCCGCUACCGCCGACAGGACAUCAGGCACGGGAACCCGGCGCUUCAAUGUCUGGACCAGAAUUUUAGCGAAGACCUGGAGGAGAUGGAGGACCAUGUGGUCUACGGAGCCGAGAACAACAGCACCUUCCUGGAAUGUGUUCCUCGCUCCCCACAGGCUGCCGUCAUCUGGUUCAUCCAACGUGAUGACCGCAAGGAGGAGGUCAAGCUGGACGAUCGGGUCAUGUCUACAGACCAGGGCCUCCUAUUCCGUCGUCUCCUGCACCAGGACGCCGGAAUCUACAUUUGCCGCUCUAGAGAAUACGGCUUCACCCAAACGCUAACCCGGAUCACUCUCGAAGUUCUUCAAGGGGACACCUUGGAUGAACUGGUGGGUCAACGGGAAAACGCCGGCCUCUCGGACCUCGUCAAGGACAGAUCAGGCGCAGCCUACAAAAGCUGGAUGCCAUGCAACUCCUUCGGUAGGUUAGGCCCCAUUGGCCAAUCACGGAUGUGGUUCAAGGAUAUUAUGCAGAUUAUCGGACCGUCCAACCUUCCCCACGUGGAGGAGUACUGCGAGAGGAUGUGGUGCAACGAGAAACUGAGGAGGAAGCACAAGGGCAUGGUGGAGAAGUACCGACAGGCCCAGGAGAGCGCCAGGAAGGCUCGGAGCAAGAGUUCCGGGGAGAGGAACCGCACGCCGAGGGACCUUAGCGGAAUUGUGCAGUGAUCCCGAACACUAAACUAAAAAACUACAACUGAGGUGGAUUAGAUCCCUGCUCCGGUAGUCUCUCUUGAAAAAAGACGCAGGGGGUUCAAAGACUUCCUUUGGCCUGGACAUGCAGAUCAGGAAGGGACAAUCCAAAGGGGUUUUGGGAAAUGAAUUCUGACUUAAAAACGUAUCGCAGAUCAAAGAAAACCGUUUAAUUGACUUGGAAUCGUUAUCAAGUCUUAGUCUUUGACUUUAUUUUGGGCUGAGCCUUUGACUUCACUGACCCCGAAACCAUCUGAGCUAGCUAAAACUGGACGCUAGGCAGAAACGACAUGUUGACGGUUCAACGGAUUUGCACUUUUCAACACAAAGAUCCUUAAAGGGACAGCGCCUUAUUUUCACCUAGGUUGACCCCUGUUGGUUAUUUUGUUUGGUAAGCAAAAAAAACUGAAAGAGUCUAAAGGGACCCUAUGGAGGACUCUCGAAUUUUGAAACUUUUUCUUUCCAAGAUCACUUCAGUACGGUACGCAAGAAGGUCGGAAAGAGUCAGAGUUCAGGAAUUCUGUCAAAAAGGAGUGCCGCACUACUUGGCAGCACUAGCCACGUUUACAUGGACCCAAAUAUUCCAAUUCCAUUCGGGUUAUUUGCCCAAACGGAAAGAAUGUAACCUUUGUAUAGACCUCAUUCCGAAAGAAAAGUGCCAAUCGGAAUGAAUAUAUAAUGGGAUUCCCAGGGGUGGAAUAUUCCUUUCCCCAAUCCGAUUGAGGUAUCUUGUACCCGCUCAAUCGGAAUGUUGUCAGGGUGUGUUCUUCUUUGUCGUGUUUUUCUUCUUCUGUUGUUUAUUGGCGGUCGGCAAGCAGCUUUCGUGUGCAUUAGCGCCAUCUGUGGAACACAAUCCAAACCCUUCUAUACGCCAUUCAUAAGUACAUUUUUAUUUAAAAAGAAAAUAAUUAUUCUUAAUUAUAAAAUAUUAGCAAGAUUGAACUUUAUAUUUUCCAGUUCCCGGGUGCGUUCUUUCAGCGAAUGCUGAGAUAUGACGUAACACGCAGCUCCAGACGUUCUUCGAUUUAAAAAAAAAAUGGAGGCGAGCAAUCGGAACUGGAAUGCUGCAGAAAGUUUGUUUUUGAUUUAAACUAAAUUUCAAGACUGGACGAAGGAAAAACUGGCAAUACGGAGUUAUUCCAACAAGUGAAAGAGAAAUUUGAGGAAGUCGGUAUCACGUGAUGUUGAUGUUUACGUUUUACUGCGUAUGCCCCAUUGACUAUUCUGGUUGAUUAUAGCGAUGCGUGUAGAUACGCGAUUGGAAUAUUCCUUUCCAUGGAUACCAUUGCUUUCGGAAAGAUUCCAAAACUCCUCAUGUAAACGUGGCUAUUGUUGAGUCAGUCCUAACUAGUUUGCUGUCUAAAGAAGAACAACAUGACUUGGAAAGUUGAGCUACUUUAUAUCCACUCAACUUUAUUCUGAUCAAUACCACAGAAGAAGAUUAAAAGUUCUUGCAGUAGAUAUUGAAAAUAUGAUAAAAGAUUGUUUAUCUUCACUGUAAUAUUCAAUCACGUUUUUGAAUAUUCAUUCAUUCAUUCAUUUUCUACCGCUUAUCCUCACCAGGGUCGCUGGAGCCUAUCCCAGCUGUCUUCAAGCGAGAGGCGGGGUACACCCUGGACUGGUGGUCAGCCAGCCAAUCACAGGGCACAUAUAGACAAACAACCAUUCACACUCACAUUCAUACCUUAGAGUCGCCAAUUAGGAACAGGAGAUGAAUUUCAAAAUAAUAUCGACCGAUCACCAGUAUUCAUUCAGAAGAGCCAAAAUGUCACUAAAUAUGUUUUGGAAUAUACCACUCAUUGAAACUCCAUCAUAAUUUAGCAUCAAUGGCUCAAUUAUGCAUGAAGUAGAUUAACCACUAAGCUAAGUAGAUGUCUUUUGGUAGCAUGUUUGCAUCUUCUCUCCUUCUAUAAUUGUCAUUUUGAAACUGAAUUUGAAUUUUUUUGACGUCCGGGAUUUUUUUAAAAAAUCACUGAAAGUUGCAUUGUUGGACAUUUAAUGCAUUCAGCGUUUAUGAAGAGUCUUAUCCGUGUUCCCGUGGAUCAACGCCGCUCCAUAGUACUGCUCCCUAGAAAUGGCAAAAUUGUACAUUUCAAAUUACAAAAUAACGUAAUAAUGUAUAAUUGUUGAAAAAAAAAGGUGUUGUUGUUGUGAUUAUGAAUUUAGUAUUUUAGCAUUUUUAACUUAAUGCCGUCACAGUUUGUCAAUGACUUUAAAACCAUCAAAUUUUAUCCUUAUGUUAUUUUCCGACAUAUAGGAUAAAACAGUUUUUGUUGUACUGAAACACUUGUAAAAUGUUGUUGUAGUAUACCACUAUACUUGUUAAUAUGUUAUCUAAAAACAUUAAACUAAGAUUUUGUGAUAUGUAUCUUUCAGACAACUUUGGAGUACAAUGUAAAAAAAAAAAAUGGUGUAUAGUUGAAAAUUUUUGCGAUGCAUCUGUAAGUUUUAAAAUUACCAACCAAACCAGGGUUAGGGUUUUGAUUAUAGGACGGGUUGUGUACUGGGAUUAUGGUUUUGGUUUAACAUUUAGGUUCAGUUUCAGGUUGAGACAAGGGUUUAGAGUUUGUGUUAGGGUGAAGUUUUGGGAUAAAGAUACUCCACUAACUACAAGGCAUAUAUGUAACAAUACUACAGUAUUAAUAUCUGUACAAUCACCCCCAUCUUGAGGGACUGACCACAAGUUCUCAAAGAGAUUAAGCUCUCAGUAGUUUCCUGGACAUGGACACAAAAUGUCGAUGUUUUCUUUCCCAAGUCACUUCGUCAGUUGGUUAUCAUUUUUGUCUUAGGAAAAAACAAUGGUUGUCCCAAAAAUGUUGGGAGAAAUUGCUCUGUGAAGAUGUUUUGGGACUAUUCUUUAUUCCUGGUUGUGUUCUUAGGUAGAAUUGUGAGCGAGCUGAGAAGCUGUUAUGAUUUCAGGAUUCUUGGUAUGACACCGGAUCGAAACAAUCAAUCAGAAAAGGGAUUCAAAUGAUGAGAAAAUGAUAUUACCCCAGUCUUUCACAGUCCAAAUCCCUGUUUUCUUGUAGUUAACCAUUGGUUAACAGAGGAAAAAACAAAGAUUCCAAGCAUGACAGAGCCAUCUCCAUCCUUGGAUCCUAGAAUGUUAACCACAAAAUAACUAACAUGAUGUCAACCGUUUUUUUUUAUAGCAAAGGAUGAAAUGCAGUGGAAAUGAUAUUUUGGAAAUUAAGCUAAUUUUCAUGACUAAAAGGGACUUUGCGAUUCACUGCCUUUUAUCUUAUCACUAUUAGUAACAUUCUGGAGUAUACGUAUGCAAAACGGACAUGAGUGGAGAUAUGUUUCCAAGAUGGCCGCUGCAUGUUUGCAUUGCUUACAAUACUGUAGUGAUUCAUGUAACUUGAGUGAUUUUGGUUUAAAAAAAAAAAAAGAAAGAAAGAAAACCAUGGAAGUAUCAGGUGUUUAACUCUUAUCAGCUAUUAUUUUCCAUUAUAUUUGUACCUGGGUGACAUAUUGGUGACAUAUGUGGAUAAAAACUCUGUAAACAUUGAGAAAGUAAUGUCAGUGUUGGUGGUACAGUAAACCUCGGAUAUAUCGGACUCGGAUAUAUCGGAAAUUCGCUCACAACGGACAGAUAAAAAAAGAACCGAUUUUUCUGUAAUGCAUUUCCAAUAAAAAUUCAUUGCAUAUAUCGGAUUUUUUAUAACGGAUUUCGCCUAUUUGGGACAAAAUCUCCAGUCCCGUUCCAAUGCAUUUCCAUUAAAUUUCCCUCGCAUAUAUCGGAUGGCCGCAUCGAUUCGCCGAAUCCGAUAUAUGCGUAAAACGGACAUUUUCCGGUAUACGCAUAUAACGGAUUUCGCUUAUAUCGGACAAAACCAGUGGGAACAAUUGAAUCCGAUAUAUCCGAGGUUUACUGUAUUGUGUUUUACACUUCAAGUGUAUUUUAUUUUCUUGAUUGUGAUGGAAAAAAAAAGUUUAAAAAAUUGCUUUCAUGAGACAGACACAUAUGGAACGUACCAAUGAGUAACCUAGAUUUUCUGUUUUUGCAGAAUUUGCAAAAAUAAAUGUAUAGGAGAUGACCUGUCCCACCAUUCUCUGCAGUGUUACAAUUUAAUUUGAACAUUAAUAUACACUCAAAUGUAGAGACAACAAUCCAAAAUUCUAACGAAAUUGUGUCUUUUGCGCAGUGCCUUGAUUUGGUAUCGUGCUUUUAUUGGUUUUCUAGUUUUUUUUCCCAAUUGCGUUCUCGUUCAUGUCAACCAUCUGCACUGAAGCUAAGCAGUACGUGUCUUUCUACUGAUAUCUUUCAUUUAAAGAUAAGACUUUCCCGAGCAGCCUGCCCAUAUAAGGUCGUGUAUCGCUGUGCUUUUGCUUUUUAAUCGCUAAACACUCAAAAGCUUUGGUCUGGAAAUAAAACAGCACAACAGUGUUUUUAAGAGCCAGACAUGCCUAGCCGAUCCACAGGGAGAUCCCAUCGCAGAUUUACAGGCUCCACUUUUGACUAAUGAAGAUGAAUCUAAUCUGGAAUGUUUCUACUUUAUAUGGGAAUAUUUCUGUUGAGGUCAAGUGGGAAUAAAGCAGGCGAAAAGACGUGCGGAUGUUGCAUGGAGGGGCGUGGUUGCAAAAGUGAUAUAAGCGGAACUGGAGGUAGCAGAGAUGAGGAUGCUGAGGUUCUCAUUGGGAGUGACCAGGAUGGAUAGGAUCAGGAAGGAGUACAUCAGAGGGACAUUGAAGCAAUAAUGUACCCCCCCUUCCACACCACGGGACACUUUAACCACACCUCAACAUCUACAUUUUCUUGAUUUGUUGUUUUUAGAAUGUGCAGUGGAACCUCUAAUGUUAAACACAAGCAAGCUUCUGGAUUGUUCAGCUUUAGAGACACUUUCCCCCGAAAGGAAAUGUCGGUAGAAAUAAUCUGUUCCAGGGUCAAGCUGUGGACAUGAUUUGUUUGAAGUUAUAACUGUCAUACAAGUGUAAAAAUAAGAAGCAGAGAUGAGGAUGCUAAGGUUCUCAUUGGGAGUGACCAGGAUGGAUAGGAUCAGGAAGGAGUACAUCAUAGAGACAUUACAUGUUUAGAGGCCUUGGAGAUAAAGUCAGAGAGGCCAGACUGAGAUGGUUGGGACAUGUCCAGAGUCACAGUACAUGUUGGAGUACAGAGAUGAGGAUGCUGAGGUUCUCUUUGAGAGUGACCAGGAUGGAUAGGAUCAGGACAGAGUACAUUACAUGUUAGAGGCUUUGUAGACUGAGAUGGUUGGGACAUGUCCAGAGGAGAGAUAGUGAAUAUAUUGGUAGAAGGAUGCUGCCUUUAGGAGGUAGGAGGCGUAGAGGAAGACCAAAGAGGAGGACAUGAGGGUAGUAUGCAGAAGACAGGCUUGGAUGGAGGAGAUUGAUUUGCUGUGGCGACCCCUGAAGGGGAAAAGCCCAAAGAGAAAAAAGAAGAUUAUUUAAACUGUAAUAAAAACAAGAAAGAGUGACCUAAAAGUGUGAAAGAGUCGGUACUGGCUAUGACCUGAAAGUCACACAAGAGAAGCGCUGAAAGAGAAAAGAAAGGAGGAAAUGGAAAAACAUAGAAGAGUCAAACAAAAUCCUGCGGCGAGAGUCGUUUGAUUAAUGUAAUGUGUUCAUCCUGAGGGAAAUCGAAAUCGAAACAAGGAGUGUCACGGCUUGUUUUAUGACAUCCAAACCAGGCUUGUUUCAGGCAUCUAUUCCAGGCUCCAUCAUAACAGCAAUUAUUCAUGUGCUGUGAUCUAACGUAACGAUGCACGACCCACUUUAGAGCACAACCCUGCAUCCUGCACCUCCAUGGUGGAAGUAGAAGUUAUAUAAGUUACUGGCAUUAAAUAAUACUCCCCUCUUGAUAUAUUGCAGUAUGCACCUUGUAGUCUUAAACUUGUUUCAUAAAAAUACACAGUGUUUUUGGGCACGAUCGUGCAUCAGUCACUGACAAUGUAAUGGUAAUGGUUUUAUUUCAUUUGAACAUGCAUCAGAUUACAAUUGAAUGCAUCACAUAAUCAGUUCACAGUUCCACAUGUCCAAAAGGAGUAGGAAGAAGCAAAUCUUAUUAAAUCCUACCCCUCCAUCUGGUACUUUUACAAUCAGUAACUGUUACAUUUGUUCACUUCCUGCUUUCCUAAUAUAUUUUUUUAAUUGUUUUUUUUAUUUAUUUUAUAAAUUUUUUAUUUAAUUUAAUCUAAUUUAAUUUUGUUUUGUUUUGUUUUGGGUUUUUUUGUUUUUGUUUUGUUUUGUUUUGUUUUUGUUUUGUUUUUGUUUUGUUUUUUGUCACGUACCAAAGUACGAGGUGAUAUGACCAUAUAAUGACAUAAGGGGUACCAUAGUAACUGUCAAUAUAGUGAUAUAUAUACAUUACAUUACAUUUGUUCACUUCCUGCUUUCCUAAUAUAAUUUAAGUAAACAUGUUCCGUUCUGCAUUUAUUCCUGGCAUUAAGUAAUACUUCCCUCUUGAUAUAUUGCAGUAUGCACCUUGUAGUCUUAAACUUGUUUCGUAAAAUACACAGUGUUUCCGGGCACGAUCGUGCAUCAGUCACUGACUGUGUUGUUUUUUUUUUCUGUCUGGUUGUUUCAGGUGGUUGGGUGGACACAUUAUUGUUAGGUUUAUUGCCAUGUUUGCAACUCCCAUAACAUCCUGUUUUUGUGUUUUAUACCGCUGACUUAAACUAUUGCAAGUUCAUUGGAGGUUUUU
Molecule: messenger RNA, 9272 nt
Organism: Doryrhamphus excisus (bluestripe pipefish)
Lineage: Eukaryota; Metazoa; Chordata; Actinopteri; Syngnathiformes; Syngnathidae
Gene: sema3g
Product: sema domain, immunoglobulin domain (Ig), short basic domain, secreted, (semaphorin) 3bl
Biological process (GO): positive regulation of cell migration; semaphorin-plexin signaling pathway; axon guidance
Cellular component (GO): plasma membrane
Molecular function (GO): chemorepellent activity; semaphorin receptor binding
Source: RefSeq, a predicted model, not a curated record